Toxoplasma gondii ME49 is the source of this 303-nucleotide messenger RNA. RefSeq lists its product as hypothetical. Bases 1 to 303 code for a protein of 100 amino acids. Lineage: Eukaryota; Apicomplexa; Conoidasida; Eucoccidiorida; Sarcocystidae. The transcript is spliced from 2 exons. The record is from RefSeq and is a predicted model, not a curated record.
AUGUUCAAUCGUCUUGUAUGCACUCUCCUUCCCUUUCUUAAACUCCUCGGCAAGCAAAGCACGCGAACCGAGAAAAGGCGACAUCUCGAUGUCAGCAAAGAACUGAGUGACCCGUUUCGUGGUCUUCCACGUCAUCGUCCACCCGCCGCAUCCCUGACGACCGCCUCCGCUCACUCCGACGUCUUGCACGCGAAGACAAAUGCGUUUGGCCCCACCAGCGAAGGAAACGGCCCGUGCGCAAGGUCACCAGCGAUCGGAGCAACAAGUGCGAAAGCUCUUUCGAGGAAGUGCCCGGGAAAAUAG